AUGAUCGCCUCCAUCGCCAUCGCUACCCUUGCCGUUGCCGGCUCUGUUAUCGCUGCCCCCGCUGCUGGGGAGUCUAAAACGAUCACUGUCCCCCUCCACAAGCGUGGUUCGCCUCUUUCCAAGGAUGGUGUAGUCGUUGGAUCCGCCCUCGCUCGCCAAGUUACUCGUGUUCAAGGCAAAUAUUCCCGAGGUAACGCGGCCUAUAAAGCCAAGACAGGAAAGGAUCUGUUCACUGGUAUCAAGCCGUUGGAAAAACGCCAGAAGGAGGCGCUCACUGAUGAGCAGGAUGAACUCUGGGCUGGUACCAUCGGCAUCGGUACUCCCAGCCAGUCGUUCCUGAUCGAUUUCGACACUGGCUCUUCGGACCUUUGGGUUCCCUCUUCGUCUUGCACAAGCUCGGGGUGCUCCACUCACAGAAAGUACAGCACCUCAAAGUCAUCCACCAGCAGCAAGAAGAGUGGAAGCUUCAGCAUUAGCUACGGUGAUGGUUCGACUGCUUCUGGGCCUAUCUACGCUGAUACGGUCACCGUUGCGGGACUAAGUGUUACUGGUCAAUAUUUCUCUCCCGUGACUUCGGAGUCUUCUUCGUUCUCUUCGGAUCCCAGCGACGGUAUCAUGGGUCUCGCCUUCUCGUCUAUCUCGUCGAUUGGUGCCCCGACUUUCAUCGAGAACUUGUACUCUCAAGGCAAGAUUUCCUCCCCGACCUUUGGUUUCCGUCUCGCCUCUUCUGGCUCCGAGCUAUACCUCGGUGGAGCCGAUACCGCCAAGUACACCGGCUCCAUCACCUGGUCGGCACUCACUUCUAAGACCUACUGGCUGACCACCGGCUCAUCGAGCGUCGGAAGCACCGUCGGCUACUCUGGUGCUAUGAUCAUCGACUCUGGCACCACCCUUGUGGUCGGCCCCACCAGCAGCGUCAAGGCCUGGUGGGCCAAGGUUCCAGGCUCAGGAACCUGCAGCACCUCGGUUUGCGGUGCUUCUGGCUAUUACACCUACCCUUGUGCCAGUCCCCCAAGCGUCAGUUUCACCUUCAACGGACGUAAAUUCCCCGUCUCUUCGACAGACUUUAACUUGGGUACCACCGAUAAUAGCGGCGCUACUUGCGUUGGUGCUAUCGUGGGCACGAGUGGCGUCCCUGACAACGCUUGGAUUGUUGGUGACACCUUCAUGAAGAACGUCUACACCGUCUUUGACGAGGCCAACUCCCGCGUCGGGUUCGCUACCCCUGUCUGA
This is a messenger RNA of Rhizoctonia solani, 1233 nucleotides long. Its product is annotated as aspartyl protease. Gene Ontology annotation, molecular function: aspartic-type endopeptidase activity. The coding region runs from base 1 to 1233 and encodes 410 amino acids. The record is from RefSeq and is a predicted model, not a curated record. Lineage: Eukaryota; Fungi; Basidiomycota; Agaricomycetes; Cantharellales; Ceratobasidiaceae. The transcript has 6 exons. Gene Ontology annotation, biological process: proteolysis.